CGGGACAAUUGUGUUCUGUUCUUUGAAUUCUUUUCCCACAGACAGAACAUUUUUGUUUUGCUUGUGGGAACAGAGAUUUCUGGGACAGUUCAGUUCAAUAAAAUUGUAUUCGCAUGGAUCCGCGUAGGUCCGCAUGGAUCCGCGUGGAUCCGCGUAGGUCCGCAUGGAUCCGCGUGGAUCCGCGUAGAUCCGCGUGGAUCCGCGUGGAUCCGCAUGGAUCCCCGAUCCGCCUUUUCCCCCUUGGGUACGAGUCAUCAGAGAAGAAAACAACAGUGAAAGACAAUACUAAAAACAUUGUUUUCAAAGAAAUUUUGUAAAUUUGUUGUUUUAGAAUAAAAUGAAGAUUAUGUGAAUAAAUUCUUCUGAUACAACGGAGAUAAACCUUUUAAUAAUAUACCUGAUAAUCCGCUGAUCCUCACAAAAAACUUGCUUUCUAUGAUAUAAAAAAACGACCGUGCAGUAUCCAUGGGGUCUCGCUAGUCAUUACCUAUUAGUAUUAUUAAUCCUCAGACGAUAAAAGAAACAUCAAUUCGAGAUUUAAUAAAUGAACAAGCAACAUUUAUGUGGUUUCAAUUAUUUUUAGAAACUCUCUUACAAAUGCCACAAACAGUUGAAUCAAAAAAUGAGAUGAUUAAUGAAUGUUUAUUCAAUUAUGAAAACGACGAAAUAAAGAAAAAGAAAAUUAUUGAAUUUCAACAAAGACACUCGUCUGACACUUGUAUUCAAUGGUACACACAUGAUAGUUUUUUGUAUCGUCUAUUGAAUAGAGCACUGCGUACACAAAAUACAAACAAUAUAUUUAAAUAUCGAUUUUUUAUUAAAGAUCUUUAUCAACAAUUGGAAAAUCUUUUAGCAACAACAAACGACCAAAAACAAUUAGGAAAACCUUUUGCUGAUAUUCAACAUUAUUCAUAUAAUAAGGAUGAAAAUGAAAUAUUAUUUUCAAUGGGUACAGUAUUUCGUAUUGUUAGUGUUGAAUUAUUCACCGAGGAAAUAUGGUGUGUAAAACUGAUAUCAAACAAAGAAGAAAAUAAAAAUUUAAACGAUUUGAUCACUCAUUUUAAAAAAGAAAUUAAUAAAAUAGAACAUCAUCUGUUGAUAUUGGGUAAAUUCUUAUAUUUCAUGAAUGAUUUACAUAAAGCAGAAAAGUAUUAUCAUCUCUUGUUUGAUCAAAUAUCAUCAUCAGCAUUGCUCUUCGAUGAUUAUUAUUAUCGUAAUGAGAUGAUUGCGGCACUUUUCAAUAAUCUUGGUUUAGUAUAUUAUACUAGGAGAAAUUUUGAAUUAGCGUUAGAAUAUUAUAAAAAUGCUCUUGAUAUUUAUUUGUCACACGAAAAUAAAUUCAUUUUCCAAUACAACGAUCUAUAG
This is a messenger RNA of Didymodactylos carnosus, 1365 nucleotides long. NCBI's taxonomy places the organism in Eukaryota, Metazoa, Rotifera, Eurotatoria, Philodinida, Philodinidae. The record is from the annotation of a GenBank genome assembly.